Helobdella robusta is the source of this 441-nucleotide messenger RNA. RefSeq lists its product as hypothetical. The coding region runs from base 1 to 441 and encodes 146 amino acids. Lineage: Eukaryota; Metazoa; Annelida; Clitellata; Rhynchobdellida; Glossiphoniidae. The transcript has 4 exons. The record is from RefSeq and is a predicted model, not a curated record. Gene Ontology annotation, biological process: vesicle-mediated transport; protein transport. Gene Ontology annotation, cellular component: intracellular membrane-bounded organelle.
AUGAUAAAUUAUAUUUUGAUCGUUAACCGGUUAGGGCAGCCGAGAUUGAGGAAAUAUUUCAAUUCUUCAUUGUUCUCUCCGUCAGAAACUAAUUCGGAUCUACGGGAUGUUAUCAAGUUAUCUCUUGGCAGAGAUCAGAAACUGGCAACCUGUUUCAAAUAUAAGAACGAGAAAAUAUUGUGCAGGAAAUACUUCAACCUCCUUGUCAUUGUUUCCAUUGAUGAUUUUGAGAAUGAAAUAGCCAUUUAUGAGUUUAUCCAUAUGUACAUGUCGACAUUAAAUGAUUAUUUCAACAAUAAACUGCUGAUGAUGAGCACUGACAAAUGUCACAUGAUCCUCGAGGAAAUAGUCAGCAACAAUGGCAGGGUGGUGAACAGUACCAAAGAUCACAUAUUGUCCACGAUUAGAGUUUUAGAAACUUUCGAAAACCAACCAACAUGA